Molecule: messenger RNA, 1974 nt
Organism: Arabidopsis arenosa
Lineage: Eukaryota; Viridiplantae; Streptophyta; Magnoliopsida; Brassicales; Brassicaceae
Source: the annotation of a GenBank genome assembly
UCAUCUUUUCAUGUUCUUCUAUUACUGCCUCUGCUGCUGAUUCCCUCUUAUCCUGGAUACUGGAUCUUCUUGUGAGAAAUGGGAAAACUUGUUGCUGUCUUGAUCUCUCUUGUGUUAGCACUUGGAACAAUUCAAGAGGGGAAAUCUCAUCGAGACCAACCUUUGUCAGGAAUUGCAAUUCAUAGGACAUUGUUUGAUCUGAAUGAACAAGCUUAUAUCAAAGCCUCUCCAACAGUUCUUGGAUCUGAUGGUCAACAUAGCCAGUGGGUGUUGGUCGAAUAUAGUUCUCCCCACCCAUCAGAUGACGAUUGGAUCGGAGUGUUCUCUCCAGGGGAUUUCAAUGCUUCAAUUUGUCCUGCAGAAAUCAAAUACGUUGAUCCACCUCUACUGUGUUCUGCGCCUAUCAAGUUUCAGUAUGCUAAUUAUAGCAACGCAAGAUACACAAGUACAGGGAGUGCUUCCUUGAAGCUACAACUCAUCAAUCAGCGAGCAGAUUUUUCCUUUGGACUCUUUUCUGGCGGUUUGUUGAAUCCAACGCUUGUGGCUGUCUCAAACAAGGUAGUCUUUGAGAACCCAAAUGCUCCACUUUACCCACGUUUGGCACUAGGGAAAGAAUGGAAUGAAAUUACAGUGACGUGGACUAGUGGGUAUGGACUCGACAUAGCAGAACCUGUAGUGGAGUGGGGCAUUAUGGAAGGAGAGCGUAAAUUCUCGCCUGCUGGAACUUUGACCUUCGCCCGUAACAGCAUGUGUGGGGAUCCUGCUAGAACUGUGGGCUGGCGUGAUCCCGGUUACAUACACACUGCAUUUCUCAAAGAGUUGUGGCCUAACUCCAAGUACACAUAUAGAGUUGGGCAUAAAUUGUUCAGUGGUGCACACAUCUGGAGUAAAGAGAAUCAGUUUAAAUCUUCUCCUUUCCCGGGCCAAGAUUCUCUCCAGCGUGUGGUAAUCUUCGGAGACAUGGGAAAGGCUGAAGUUGAUGGCUCAAAUGAGUACAAAGAUUUUCAACGCGCUUCUCUCAACACCACAAAGCAGCUUAUUCGAGAUCUAAAGAACACUGAUGCAGUUUUCCAUAUCGGAGAUAUCUGUUAUGCAAAUGGAUACCUUUCGCAGUGGGAUCAAUUCACAGCGCAAAUUGAGCCAAUUGCUUCCACUGUUCCAUACAUGGUUGCAAGUGGAAACCAUGAGCGUGUCUGGCCCAACUCAGGAUCGUUUUACCAGGGUUUAGACUCUGGAGGGGAAUGUGGUGUACCAGCUCAGACAAUGUUCUACGUUCCUGCUGAAAACAGAGCUAAGUUCUGGUACUCAAGUGACUAUGGCAUGUUCAGGUUCUGCGUGGCGAACACAGAACUCGACUGGAGAGAAGGAACAGAGCAGUACAACUUCAUUGAACACUGCUUAGCAUCAGUCGACAGGCAAAAACAGCCGUGGUUAAUAUUCCUUGCUCAUCGAGUGCUCGGUUAUUCCUCAGCAGACUUGUACGCUGAGGAAGGCUCUUUCGGAGAGCCGAUGGGAAGAGAUAGCCUUCAAAAGCUCUGGCAGAAGUACAAAGUCGACAUUGCAGUCUAUGGCCAUGCACAUAACUACGAGAGGACAUGCCCGAUUUACCAGAAUAUAUGCACCAAUUUUGAGAGGAGAAACUACAAGGGUCCAUUAAAUGGGACGAUUCACAUUGUUGCUGGAGGUGGAGGAGCUGGUCGUACAAAAUUCUCCUCGUGGAAACCGAAUUGGUCUCUAUUCAGGGAUAUUGAGUAUGGUUUUGUUAAACUUACAGCAUUUGACCACUCUACUCUCCUGUUCGAGUAUAAGACGAGCAUCGACGGCCGUGUCCACGAUUCUUUCACCAUAUCAAGAGAUUACAGAGAUAUAAUGGCUUGUGCUGUUGAUAGUUGCCCAGCAGUAACAACAGCUUCGUAGAAUCUUGAAAUAUCUUCAAAAGACUAUCAAUGAAUAUAAUAAAAGUGUUUUAAUUUC